Molecule: messenger RNA, 1259 nt
Organism: Olea europaea var. sylvestris
Lineage: Eukaryota; Viridiplantae; Streptophyta; Magnoliopsida; Lamiales; Oleaceae
Exons: 5
Coding region: 160-1095 (311 amino acids)
Biological process (GO): ribosomal small subunit biogenesis
Source: RefSeq, a predicted model, not a curated record
AUUAUUUUACCCAAUUCACUUCAAUUAAUAUUUAAAUAGGUGGGUCGGUCCCAUCUGUUGGAAAGAUAUAAAAUAUUAUCCAAGCACCGAUGAACACCAUGCUAUAUAUAAGCAUUUACAUAUUAUAAUAGUUCUCCCUCUCCCUUUCCAGGAAGGAAGAUGAGAAAUUACGUUAUUAACAGCAUUAGCCCGUUUUACAAAUGCAGAACUCGAAUGAAUUUAUUAUAUUCUUGUCCUAUUUCUCAUUUUAUUCAAAAUCUUCCAACAGAAAAACCCAAAAAACUUGGCUUGUUUAGCAUAUGUGACAAAGUUAAAUCAAUGAGUAUUUAUGCAAAACCCAUAUCCAAUUUCGAUUGUUUUACAGCUCUUCGACACUUAAACACUAGUUCUUCUCAGAAGAUCACCCAGGAUUCCCUUGAAGAUUCUGAUAACAAUCAAGAUGACUCCAGUGAAGAGGUGGAGCCUAUUGAUUCUUGGGAAGAAGAGGAUGAUGCUGAUCCUGAGGUUGGUGAUGGAGGUGAUGGUGGUGGAGUGGUUCUACAAAAUUGCCCUUGGGGUCAACAAGCGCUAGGCAUAUGCAGAGAGGUCCUUUUGCAGUUUGGCAAUGAUAUGGAGCUCUAUGCGUAUAAAACUUCUCCUCGAGGAUACAUUUACGUGAGACUGGACAAGCUUUCAAAUGAAUAUGGUUGUCCCAGCAUGGAGGAGAUUGAAUCUUUCAGCCGACAAUAUAAAAAAAGAUUGGAUGAAGUAGGUGCCAGAGGAGAAAUACCUGACGAUUUGGCUCUUGAAGUAUCGAGCCCCGGUGCGGAUAGGCUACUGAGAGUACCAGAUGACUUGUCGAGGUUCAAAGACAUGCCAAUGAUGGUAAGUCAUACGGAAGAUUCAGACGCUAAAUGCUCAGAAAAGACUGGAGUGUACUUUCUUGACUCCAUUGAAACAGAAUCGGGAAGCUGUGUUUGGAAGUUGGCAGAUGUGAAGGAAAACAGAGACCCUUCAGCAAAAGGGAGACCAAUGAGCCGCAAACAGAAAGAUUGGAGACUUAAACUGCCGUAUGCUAACGUUAAGAGGGUAACUCUCUAUCUUAAUUACCAGUAAAGGUGUUCUUCCAUUUAGGAAAGUCCUUGUAAAAUAAAUCUGUGGCCCCUUGACGUCGACUUUUAAUAUCUAUGAUCUCGAGUGGAACUACUAAUAGAAAAUGAGGAUCUGUUGUCAAAGAAUGUUCUUACGAGGAUUAGGGCCUGUUCUCUUUGUUGUUUUCA